AUGAGCGCCCCAAGUGCUCCUCGCAUGGACUUUUGUCGAAGAUGCGGCGAUCCAGUCUCGAGCGUGUCAGCGGGCAACGCUUCGAGGCACGAGCUGUCUCGUUGUCGCAAGUGCGGAGGUACGGCGACUCAAGCCAAAGUGAGGGAAUCCGAACCUGCAGAGGGGAGCAAGAGCCGAAAGGACCCUUGGGAGAGGAGGUGAGUGUCGCAUGCCAAUGACCUUGCUAGCGGCGGGCCGUCGACGGGGCCCGCGCGACCAACAUUCAACUCACACGUCUCACGCACGCAGCUACGUGUCGGGCUCGUUGAAGCUGGCAAACUCGGAUGAACAGUUCAGCCUCGCUUUCCCAUCAUCCACCCCAGCGUCAGCCCUUGCGCGGGCGCCAGUGUCGCGCAACGCACCUUUGGCUCUCGGUGUGCCUUCUUCCAUCUCUAGAGACUUGCGAACUCCACCACCACCACAAAGGCCUCGACUGUCAAGCGAUGCAGCCAUGCCGACCAUACAAGCUCCCGAUGGCCAGCUUUCCAAAGUGGUGGGAACGCUGCUCGCACCCGAGGAGCAGCGCAAGACGUGGAAGUGCGCAGGCUGCGAAGCUCCAUUUGUUAGAGAUGCUACGCUAUUUGCUGCUCCUACGGCCGCCACUUUGACCAGCACAUCACCAGGUGCGACGACGCCUCGCUCUGCCAAUGCAGCAUCUUCGGGCACGAGCACACCAUCCCAAUUCUUCUGUCAAGCGUGCUACUCGCAGCGCUUCUCUCUAGGCGUGUGUCUUGGAUGCAAGAAAGCCGUUCUGGGGUUGGUGAAAGAGGAAGGCAGAUUUGUCCGCGCUGGAGAUGAUGUGUGGCACGGCAAGUGCUGGGUUUGUCGGGAUUGCGGUACAAAGGACAGGGUGAUCCGAGGUAUGGAUGCCAUGCCCGUCUGCGAGGAAUGCUUCGAUCAGCCAAAGACACGUCGCGCUCCUGCAGUCAGCAUUGGAGCCACCACGGGAGCUGCGCACAGCUUGCCUGUACUGACCACCCGCCGGCAUUCACAAGAUCUUCGAAACCUCUCUGGGGCACCGGCAGCUCGCACAGCUAUGGGUGCCAGCAUUGCAGCACUCUCUGCUCGCUUCUCCGGAACUUCGAUUGCGCCAGCCGCUGCCAAGGUUCCGCCUUCCCCUCAGCUGCCUCCAGUACGCUCGGGUAGCGCUUCUCCUGCGAAGAUGGGUCCGCCACCUACCUGGGGCAACACGGCUGCAUAUGGCAACAAUGCGCCCUACUCAAGAUCGAGAACCAUGUCGGCUCUCGCUGGAGCUUCUAGCAGCGGCCUGGAUAAGGAGCAGUCAGGUCAGACCCCCUCUUCAACGGCGAUGCCCACGUCUGCGAGCUUGGCGAGUCUGCGCAGCGACUCUGGCUCUCUGAGUCGCACCAACUCCAUCGCGCGCUCGCUUUCUCGCACCAAUUCGCUGUCGAGACCAGGAUCUCCCACAAAGCCUCGACCCUUGACGGCGCAGUUCACUGGUGAAAAGUUUGACUUGGCAGCUUUCAGGAGCAGUCAGGCAGGCGCACAGGGCUCCAGUGGCCUGACCAGACAGGACAGCAGGAACGGCAAGAUGGAUCGCAAUGAUGGAGCAAGGUCGCCAGGAAAUGAGCCGCCAACUACGCAGGUGCCCAGGACUCGCAGCGGCUUUCCUCUGCCGGCCGGGAGUAGCAAGCGCGAAGACCUCAAGGGAGAGCCUGCUGCGAAGCCAGGCAGCGCGGGUCAAGAGGAAGUCACAUGUGCAGCUUGUGGUCGUCCCCCCUUUUUCGAAGAAGCGGGUAACAGCCGCAUGACUGUGGAGAUGGUCACGCUAUCCAGCUCGGGAUUGACGCUACACGCUCACUGCUUCCGCUGCGCUACCUGCGGCGAGCACAUUGACGGGUCUCGCAGCUUUGUCCGACUUGAGAACGACGAAGAGCAAAGCCCUGCAUUACAGAAGCACUUGCCUCGCUACGCUCAUCCGUCUUGUGCUCCAGUGCCUAAAGUGUAUCCCGUCAAAGUAAAUCUGAAUGGCGCAACUGAUUCAGCAGCUCCGACGACGAUGGUACAUGCCUCGGAACCUCACCACGUCACGCACCAAUCAGCGCCUCGACCUAGCUUGGGACCGAAUCCGCCACCACCGGCACAGAAAUAUGGAUUUAUCAGCAGCGCAAGCAGUCGAUCCCGCUCGACUUCUCCCUCGAAGGUUUCGUUCGGCACGGAUCUCUGCGCGUCCAACGACUCAUCGACUGAUGCGAAUCUUCAAGGGGAAGGGCGCAGACUCAGCAAUACUGGCCUGCACGCCUCGGGCCGACGAUUCCAGCCCACCUCGGGAGCUGCACCGCCUACACGCAGUACUUUGGACGUUCAACCGCCGUCGUCACGGGCUCGCGAUAUGAGGGGCAUCUUCAGCGGGGCUGCAAGUAGCCGGGCUCCGGCAAGCACUUCCUUAGCCAAGGAUGGCUCGGACGGAGGACCGCAACAGACUUUCCAAGCUGCUGCAAGCACCACCUUUGCGGGAAGAAAGCUUGGUGGUCUUUUGCAAUGUGCAGGAUGCAGUGUGGGCUUGACUUCGCUCGAGUCCGUGCCAGGACCAAGAGGGACGUCGUGGCAUCGAGGAUGUUUGCGGUGUGGAGGAAUAAGAGAAGGAGCAUCGACCGCCAGUAGGCGGAGCAGCUUGCAGAUCACCUCUAGAGCCAACCUGUUUGAGUCCUCUACCGGCAAAAGUAGCGCAUCGGAAGGGAAAAGGUGCGGAAAGCUGCUCGAUUCCGCUGCCAAGGUCAAUGCGGAGGGACAGGUCAGAUGCUCCGAGUGCUGGAGCGCCAGGGUGUGACCUCUUGGAGUUGACGCUACGAUCCAGCUCUGGCUUUCCCCAAGCAUCUUGUUCUGCUGUUGCUCGACAGAAGCCGAAUGCCAUGAAUUUGCCUGCUCAAUACACGAUUGGCUUUGGCUUUGGAGCGUAG
Messenger RNA from Ceraceosorus bombacis, 2960 nucleotides. The record is from the annotation of a GenBank genome assembly. Lineage: Eukaryota; Fungi; Basidiomycota; Exobasidiomycetes; Ceraceosorales; Ceraceosoraceae.